GGCUUUGUUGUUUGAGCCACCGCCGUCGAUUGUCAUCUUUUGAUAUUUUCACAUCCAUCACUUGCACUUGCUUCCUUUCUUCUACACCACAUUUUUCGUCUCUUCCAGUCCCUUCAUUUCCAGUAAAGACGCGUUGUGCCUUGACCGGAAACCCAAACGAUCAGGCUUGGGCAUUAUCGAUAAGAGGCUUAGCGGGGCACAAGAUUGGCCCUGAUCCCAACCCUACGAAAUUUCCUUCUCUUCACCUCCACCAUCCCCGAAUCCCUUCCCCUGACGCCAUAUUAAGACAUCAUGGUCUCUGCGUCUAAAGCCGCCCGUCAGGCAAAGCGCGCCGCCGAUGGCGACGCCAAGCCCAAGAAGUCGGCCACUUCCAAGUUGUCGUCCAAGGCCAACUCCAAGAAUGCCUCCAAGGCCAACUCUGAGAAUGGCGACAACCCCGAGGAUCUUGAGCUGAACGAAGAAGUCCAGAAGCUCACCCUCCAACAAGACAAGCACGGUCUGUCUGACCGUGUAACCACUGGUGUGCUUGCCUCGCUCGAGCAGUCGCGCGAUGUCAAGAUCAUCUCUGCGUCGCUCGUGUUCCACGGCAAGGUUCUUUUCAACGACUCCACCAUCGAGAUCAACUAUGGUCGCCGAUACGGUCUGUUGGGUGAGAACGGUUGCGGAAAGACGACGCUGCUCAAGGCCAUCGACAAGCGCGAGUUCCCCUUCCCAGAGCACAUCGACAUCUACCUGCUGAACCAGGGUGCCCCCAAGACUGAGUUGGGUGCUUUGGACUGGGUCGUCCGUGAGGCUGAGAAUGAGCUGGCUCGUCUUGAGAAGAUGGCUGAGGACAUUCUUGAAAAGGACGGCCCUGAGAGCCCUCUCCUAGAUGAUAUCUACGAGCGUCAAGAAGAUAUGGACCCAUCAACCUUCCACACUCGCGCUUCCCUCAUUCUUACUGGUCUUGGUUUCAACAAGGUCACCAUCAACAAGAAGACAAAGGACAUGUCCGGUGGUUGGCGUAUGCGUGUUGCGCUUGCCAAGGCUCUUUUCGUCAAGCCUGCUCUGCUAUUGCUCGACGACCCUACCGCCCAUUUGGAUCUCGAGGCCUGUGUGUGGCUUGAAGAGUACAUGAAGAAGUGGGAGCGCACCCUGGUUCUCGUUUCUCACUCCAUGGACUUCUUGAACGGUGUCUGCACAAACAUGAUUGAUAUGCGUCAAAAGAAACUCCUCUACUACGGAGGUAACUACGACGCUUACCACAAGACCCGUUCCGAGCAGGAGGUCAACCAGACCAAGGCCUACGAGAAGCAGCAAGACGAAAUCAAGCACAUCAAGAAGUUCAUUGCUUCAGCCGGUACCUACGCCAACUUGGUCAGGCAAGCCAAGUCUCGCCAGAAGAUUCUGGACAAGAUGGAGGCCGACGGUCUCAUCGAACCCGUUGCUGUUGACAAAGUCUUUACUUUCCGCUUCGCCGACGUUGAGAAGUUACCGCCACCUGUGCUUUCGCUUGAUGAUGUCACUUUCUCCUACUCUGGAGAUCCAAAAGACAACCUGUACGAAAACCUCGACUUCGGUGUCGACAUGGACUCGCGAACAGCUCUUGUCGGACCCAACGGUGUUGGAAAGUCAACGCUGCUCAACAUCUUCACCGGAAAGCUCAGCCCUACAUCUGGUGUUGUAUCGCGCCAUACUCACUUGAAGCUCGGUGUUUACAGCCAGCACUCUGCUGAACAGCUCGACCUUACCAAGUCUGCCCUUGACUUUGUCCGCGACAAGUUUCACCACAUCAGCCAGGACAUGCAGUACUGGCGUCAACAGCUCGGCCGCUACGGUAUGACUGGUGAGGCACAGACGUCCAAGAUGGCUACUCUGUCCGAUGGUCAAAAGUCCCGUAUCGUCUUCGCUCUGCUCGCUAUCGAGGGCCCCAACAUGUUGCUUCUUGAUGAACCUACCAACGGUCUGGAUAUCCCUACUAUUGACAGUUUGGCUGAUGCCAUCAACGCCUUCAGCGGUGGUGUUGUUGUUGUUUCUCACGACUUCAGAUUGCUCGACAAGAUUGCCAAGGAUAUCAUGGUUUGCGAACACAAGACUGUCCGUCGGUGGGAUGGUACCAUUGGCGAGUACAAGAAUCACCUCCGCAAGAAGAUGGCUUCAACUGGUGCUCUCUAAAUGGAUAAUUUGGAAUGGGUUUAGAAAAUGCAUGCGUCCUUUGAGCAGCGGGGCGCGGGUACAUAGCUAAAAGUAAUGGCCUUAGAGCAGGUUUGAGAUACCUCUGCAGUAGGCCGGCAGCUCAUCGCUACCUGCGUCAGUGUCUCUGUACGAGCAGAGACAUCUGGAUUAUGCGUUAUGAUGCAUUGGGUUUUAGAGGAGUUUUAGAGUUGCCUUGCAAUGAAAUUAUAUCGCAUAUAAGUCUUGGUC
Molecule: messenger RNA, 2403 nt
Organism: Bipolaris sorokiniana ND90Pr
Lineage: Eukaryota; Fungi; Ascomycota; Dothideomycetes; Pleosporales; Pleosporaceae
Exons: 3
Coding region: 292-2154 (620 amino acids)
Molecular function (GO): ATP binding; ATP hydrolysis activity
Source: RefSeq, a predicted model, not a curated record